Messenger RNA from Engraulis encrasicolus (European anchovy), 816 nucleotides. RefSeq lists its product as uncharacterized. Bases 17 to 808 code for a protein of 263 amino acids. Lineage: Eukaryota; Metazoa; Chordata; Actinopteri; Clupeiformes; Engraulidae. The transcript has 2 exons. The record is from RefSeq and is a predicted model, not a curated record.
GUAAUGUAACUGGUGUAUGUUGUGUGUGGCGCCCCCUGCAGGCUACGUGAAGCCAAAGCGUGCGGCGACUCGUCAGCCCUGCGGCUCCGGAGACGGCGGAGAGCGAGAGCAGCGCCAUCUAGUGGCCCCCAGCAGAUCACAACCACUCAACCUCAGCCAGCCCACUCUGGUCUCCUCUUCCUGCUCCUCUUCUUCCUCUUCGUCUCAGGAGCGCUCUUCGUCUCUACGGCGACAGCACACCUUCCCCCCCUCCGCCGCCUCCUCCUCCGCCUCCUCGGCUGCAUCCGGCUCGCUCGUGGCCCAGUACCGUCUGCCGGACACCGCCGUGUUGGGGGCGUUUCCCUCUGCUGCCGGAGGGGCGGGGCUCUACACAUACCCCGCCUCCCACGCCAUGGAGCAGCUGUUGAGCCAUCACCAUAGCAACGGCGCUGCCAGCAUCCUGGGUCACCAUGGAAACGGCAUCAGUGCCGCCGCCAGCAGCAGCAGCAGCAGCAGCAUCAGCACCGGCUCCCCAUCGCACCGCAACCCCCCACCCUCCUCCUCCUCGGGGCUCCACUACGCCCCCUCCCUGCUGAAGGACUCUCUGGGGGGCGUGGGCGUGGGCGUGGGGGGGGUGGGCGUGCACCCUCUUCCGCUGCCGGUCGUCUCCCAGUACCAGCCGAUGCCCUCCUUCCCUGCUCUGCCAUACGCCACCGCCGGCCCUCUGGGGGGCGUACGCAGCGAGGCAGGGGGGGCCACGGCAGCCGGUUACGGGGGGGCGUACCAACUACCGAGCCCGCGGAGACUCGCACAGUACCCCUAUUUAUGAUGAGGACC